Messenger RNA from Sphaerodactylus townsendi, 2909 nucleotides. It is a transcript of the gene PLTP, whose product is annotated as phospholipid transfer protein. Gene Ontology annotation, molecular function: phosphatidylcholine binding; phosphatidylethanolamine binding; ceramide transfer activity. The transcript is spliced from 16 exons. Bases 308 to 1780 code for a protein of 490 amino acids. NCBI's taxonomy places the organism in Eukaryota, Metazoa, Chordata, Lepidosauria, Squamata, Sphaerodactylidae. The record is from RefSeq and is a predicted model, not a curated record. Gene Ontology annotation, biological process: ceramide transport; phospholipid transport; high-density lipoprotein particle remodeling.
CCCGCCUCGCCUCGCCUGGGCGCGGACGGGGCGAAGCGGGGGGCCACGAUUCCAGCAGCGGGGGCCACGCUCCGGCUCCACCGAGGGUCGCCGAGGCUGCUGCUGCUGCUGCUCCGGAUUAAGUGCCGCGGAGGGAGCCGGAGGGCGCAGUCCAGAGCGCGUCCCGCCUCCACGGGCAUGGCCGGCCGGCCUGUCUCCUCCUCUGGGGGCGGGGGCGGGGGGCAGCUAUAAAGUCGGAGGGCGGGCAGUCGCCGACCAGACCGAGGGGCUGGUACUGGACGGCGGCGGCGGGGGGGCUCGAUCCAGCAUGGGGCUGUGCAGCGUUCUGCUCCUGCCGCUCUGGCUGAGCGCGGCCGCCGGCCUCGGAGCGCCGGGAUGCAAGAUCCGAGUCACCGCCAAAGGCUUGGAGCUGGUGAAGCAGGAAGGGCUGCGCUUCGUGGAGCAGGAGCUGCAGAACAUCUCGCUGGGGCAGCUGCACGGCAAGGAGGGCCAGUUCCACUACAACAUCAGCAACGUCCAGGUGAUGCACCUGCACAUGGCCAACUCGGACCUGCGCUUCCAGCCCCAGCAGCACCUGGCCUUCGACAUCAUGAACGCCUCCAUCAGCCUGCGCUUCCGGCGCCAGUUGCUGUACUGGUUUUUCUAUGACAUUGGCUCCAUAAACACUUCUGCGGAGGGCGUGCACAUCCACACGGCGCUGGGGCUCUCGAAGGACCACGUGGGGCGCCUGAAGAUCUCUAACAUCAGCUGCAACGCCUCCAUCGCCCGCAUGCAGGCAGGAUUCAGUGGCACCCUCAGAAAGGUAUACGAAUUCCUGGCCGCCUUCAUCACCAGUGGCAUGCGACUCCUCCUCAACCGGCAGAUCUGCCCUGUGCUGAACCACGCGGGGCUCGUGCUCCUGAACUCUCUCCUGGACACCGUGCCUGUGCGGAACUCCGUGGACGACUACGUCGGGAUAGACUUCUCCCUCUUAAGCGACCCCAUCAUCACUCCUGAAACGAUGGACCUGGAUUUCAAGGGCUCGUUCUUCCCUCUGGGGGCUGAAAACCAGACCCUCCCCAACGUGGCCCCCGAGCCCCUCAUCAAGGAGACGGAGCGCAUGGUGUACAUCUCUCUCUCGGAGCAUUUCUUCGACUCCGCCCUGUUUGCUUACUACCGCGCUGGGGCUCUGAGCAUGGAGCUUGCUGGUGACCAGGUGCCCAACGACUUGGACGUCUUGCUGAGAGCCUCCUUCUUUGGGAGCAUCAUGCUCAUGAAGCCUUCUGUGGUCGAUGCGCCGCUGGUGUUGCAGAUGCAGGUGACGGCUGCCCCCACCUGCGUGAUCAAGCCCUCCGGCACAGCCGUGUCCGUCUCGGGCACCUUUGGGAUCUUCUUGGCUCCCCCCAACGAGCCCCUUGUCCAGCUGUCCAGCGUGAUUAUGGAUGCUCGGCUAAACGCCCGGGUUGCCCUGCGGAAGAAGUCCCUGCAAGUCCAGCUGGACCUCAGAAGGUUCAGAGUUUCCUCCAAUCAGUCAGCCCUGGAAUCCUUGGCACUGAUUCCACUCCAAGCCCCUCUGAAGACCCUGCUGCAGCUGACAAUCAUGCCCCUCAUUAACGAAAAAAUCAAGAAGGGUGUGCAGGUCCCCCUCCCAGAAGGCAUGGACUUCACCAAGGAGGUGGUCACCAACCACAUGGGCUAUCUCAUCAUUGGGGCAGAUCUACAUUUCUCCAAAGGCCUGAAGGAAGUCAUUGAGAUGUACCGGGCUGGAUCUGGCCCCAAGUCGACUGCUCCAGCUGCCUGAACAACACCCCCCCCACUUCUCCCACCUCUUUUCCAUACCGAAGAGGGGGAUGCCCCCCAGCCCUGCGCCCCCCCAACAGCUCCCCUCUGUCCCCCGGCCCAGCAGGCUGGAAAGCAGUGCCAAUAAAGACGCAGAGGUCACAGGAGUGUUCGGGUCAGGGGCCGCUUCACGCAUGCAGGGGAAUCGGGCAUUUCUCUCUGUAACUUGAAGGUUCUGGUUGGGAGCAGAAAAACCGGCACUGCCAACGUGGCCAAAGAGAGGGCGCAGAGCCUUUGCAAUCCCCCCCCCCCCCGCAUCUCUGUCUAUGCUACUGGCUCAGGGGAACAGAAGAGACAGGGCUGGACAGGGGCGCCGGAAGAGAAGCCCAAACCCCUCUUCCUGUCGUGACAACAAAUCCAUAGCUGCCAGAUUAACAUUCCUGCCUAAGAUUCGUGCUGCAGCCACCCCUACCAGGUGGGCUCAUACCUGCCCCAGUCCCUGCAGCUGCACAUAGCGGUUGCUUUAAGAGGAGAAAGAGCAAACAUCCGGGCCUUGGGACUCCAAGGACUCUGCAAGCUCACAGGCAAACACCUGCCGCUUUAGAAUAGGAGCACCCCCUCCCUUGUAUGCUCUCACACAACCCUGCCCCCCACCCCACCCCCUACUGGACCCAAGGGAAAGGGGAGACGACUGGCAUUUCCUCAGUCCCAGCAAUCCUAGCCUCCUUUGUGUCACUAGCAUGUUCAAUAAUCCCGAUGCUCAACACCCACCCACCCCCGGCCCCCAAAGAACUCUUCUCUUGGAAGAUGCAGAGUGUCAGCUGGUAGCAUUGCAAGCAGGGGGAGCCACUGCGAUAGGCCCCCCACCCCCAGCUCAGCUCCUCUGCACCGCCUGCUUCAUACUUGGAGGAAGCAAUCUCAGUUCCUUCUCUGCUUGAGGUCUUGACUGCGGCUGCCGUCAACUGGCCAAGGACUUCCUUUCAAAAAAUGCACUGAGCUUAUUUCUUUUGUGAGUUAAAGAAUUCUAAGCCACAUAGUUCUAUGAUGCCGCCCCCCCUCCGCACCAGCCACACCUUGGGUAGUAAAUUGCGUCAGGAACAGGGGGGUGAAUUCAGACAGGCCGAAACUGAAAUAAACAAAAGCCAGGACAA